AUGAGCUCUCUUGAUGACCUACGAAUGCACUAUCAAGAAUGUCGCUUCGAACUGAUCCGUCAGCUCGCCGCUUGCGAGAUUGCCCGCGAGACCUAUCUCCAAGAUCCGCGAGAGGAACACGCAGUGUCGAUUAGGUUCGAGGCGAUCAUUGCUUCCAACCGCCUUGAGGCUUACCGCGCCGCGUCUCUGGACCUUCGUGCUGCUCUCCUUGCGAUUGGCUACCGUUUGUCUCUGCGCGAGGUACUACAAUAUAAAACUUAGUUGCGCAGAUAGGAAAAGUUUAGACGUAGGAGAUCAUUUUGAGUUGAGUCUCCCGUACUUGUUCACUUAGAAACAGAAUAAAAAAGUGAGCUUUAAGGAAUAGGUACGAUUCUUAGCAUUAAAAUCAAGUUAAAACUCAUUCCUAGUCAAACUUCUUAGUUUUAGUUGAAAAAUAGACAACAUUAAUACUUUGAACAACAAUAACGACGCUUGUUCAGAAUGGCCACGUGGACGACGGCUUCUGAAUCGUCGUUUUCUCUUGGUUCAAUAAAGCCUCUGUUGUUUCCUUUGAACUCACUUCGGCUAAAAACAAAAUAUGUUAUCCGGGGAUGUAGUGGGAAAAAACAUGAGCUCUAAAAAUAGUUCGAACAAUUUUUUUAGUCACUUUGAGUUUAUAGUUUGGGAGUUUGAGAGGUGGUAGUUUUUGCUGCUCUUGAGUCUUGGAAUAGUCGCGCGUCGAGUUUUUCCUUUCGUUGACAAAUUUGAGGGUCCUCAGCAGAAAUUGCUACAAACGACGUCAGAAUGCAUCACGAGGUGAGUCAAAGAUUUCACGGAAAAAUAAAAUACUUUUUGUUUCAGAAUUGGCAUUGCCUUCUCGUGGUCUGACGUGCUGAAUUUUGUCCAAUUAGACAAAUAUUUAGAGCAUCCAGUCAAUCCUAAAUGA
Caenorhabditis auriculariae is the source of this 925-nucleotide messenger RNA. Lineage: Eukaryota; Metazoa; Nematoda; Chromadorea; Rhabditida; Rhabditidae. The record is from the annotation of a GenBank genome assembly.